UGGGACUUAGUUGGGCGUCUCUGGCGGAGCAGGAGGGAGGGCGGGCCGAGAGCUCCGGCGCCUGCUGCGGCUCAGCUGCGGACCCGCGGGCGGACCCCGAGCCCCCAGGGAAGCGCGGGGCGCACCGGGCAGGCGGGGCCAUGGCCAGGACCCCGGCCCUGCGGCCCCGGGGACGCUGACCGGGCAGCCUCCGCCCGCCUUCCCGCGCGCCGGCGCCGGACGCCCGGGGACCCAGCGUCCGCCUCCCGGCCGUCGGGGGCUGCCUCCCCCCGGGGUCGGGGAGCCCGCGCCCCGGCCAUGCCAUGCCGCCGGACCCGAAGGACACGCUCUACAUAGUGCUGGAGCUGGUCAUCGCCGGCCUGUCCAUCGCGGGCAACGUGCUGGUGUGCUGCGCCGUGGCCACCAACAGCACCCUGAAGACGGCCACCAACUACUUCCUGGUGUCCCUGGCCGUGGCCGACAUCGCCGUGGGGCUCCUGGCCAUCCCCUUCGCCAUCACCAUCAGCGUGGGCUUCUGCACCGACUUCCACAGCUGCCUCUUCCUCGCCUGCUUCGUGCUGGUGCUCACGCAGAGCUCCAUCUUCAGCAUGCUGGCCGUGGCCGUCGACAGGUACCUGGCCAUCAAGAUCCCGCUCAGGUACAAGAGCUUGGUGACCGGGACACGGGCCAGAGGGGUGAUUGCCGUGCUCUGGAUCCUCGCCUUCGGCAUCGGCCUGACCCCCCUCAUGGGAUGGAAUAACAAGGCUGACGCCCUCACCCACAACUGCACCAACGGAACCGGGGAAGAGAAGUGCUGCUCUGUGAAAUGUCUCUUUGAGAACGUGGUCACCAUGCCUUACAUGGUCUACUUUAACUUCUUCGGCUGCGUCCUGCCCCCGCUGCUCAUCAUGCUGGCCAUCUACAUCAAGAUCUUCCUGGUGGCCUGCCACCAGCUGCGGCGCAUGGAGCUCAUGGACCACUCGCGGACCACGCUGCAGCGGGAGAUCCACGCGGCCAAGUCCCUGGCCAUGAUCGUGGGCAUCUUUGCCCUGUGCUGGCUGCCCGUGCACGCCACCAACUGCCUCACCCUCUUCAAUAAAGACUUUGCCAAGACCAAGCCCAAGGAGCUGAUGCACACGGUCAUCCUGCUGUCGCACGCCAACUCCGUCGUCAACCCCAUCAUCUACGCCUACCGGAUACGGGACUUCCGCUGCACCUUCCGCAAGCUCAUCUCGAGGUACGUCCUCUGUCAGACGGAUGACCUCCCCAAGAGCGGCAACGGACAGUCGGGGAUGACGCAGACCCUGGACGCGGACGUAUGACCCUGCGUGACCCAGGA
Sarcophilus harrisii (Tasmanian devil) is the source of this 1318-nucleotide messenger RNA. It is a transcript of the gene ADORA2B, whose product is annotated as adenosine A2b receptor. Lineage: Eukaryota; Metazoa; Chordata; Mammalia; Dasyuromorphia; Dasyuridae. Gene Ontology annotation, molecular function: G protein-coupled adenosine receptor activity. The record is from RefSeq and is a predicted model, not a curated record. Gene Ontology annotation, cellular component: membrane. The transcript is spliced from 2 exons. Gene Ontology annotation, biological process: adenylate cyclase-activating G protein-coupled receptor signaling pathway; G protein-coupled adenosine receptor signaling pathway; vasodilation. Bases 303 to 1301 code for a protein of 332 amino acids.